UUAAACAUCGAUACAUUUUGUCUUACCGUAAAGACGCGGUCACACUACAUGUCCAUCUUUGGCUGUAACCUAGCGUUGUUUGUUGUUUGUAAUUUUGCUGCAAAAAUAAUAAAACCGCUCACAGAACUUUGCGUGUAGAGAGAUCCAGUCCAGUUAAAAAGUAACACGAGCACCAAGAAAAUGUCCGCCAAGCGCAAGGCAGGUGGGAACGGAGCCGGCCCCAACAAGCGGCGCCCGAAGAAGAAGGAGUCGGAUUACGAGGACGAGUUCAGCGAUGAGUCCGACGAAGAUGGUGUGCAUCAGCAGGCGGCUGCCGCCAACCAAAUGGAGGUUCUUAUCCCCCAUGACGAUCUUGACCCACCCAGCAAGCUGCCUGAGGACUUGCUAGCCACGCUGGAAAAGACCCCGGGCCAGAUGCUGGUCGCAGGCAUGGUGACCUGGGACCUAACCGGCAAGCGUGACCGCAAAAACGUUACGAAGGUGCGCCCAAACCUAUACAGCUUUCACCGGUUCACGGACGAGAAGUACCGGUAUGUGGCCAGCGGACCAAGUGCCGCCCACACCAUUGUCAUUAACAUGGACCGUAAAGCGAUGGGCUUCGGGCGCAAUCCCAGCGGCCAGCUGGGCCUCAGCCAGGAUGUUAAGUUGGCAGAGAAGCCCACUCUCAUUCCGGCCCUGGAACAGCUGAACGUGGUGCAGGCAGCUGUUGGCCGGCACCACACUCUAUUUCUCACUGACACCGGCACCGUGUAUGCCUGCGGCGAAAACAAGUCUGGCCAGUGCGGCGUGGGCAAUACCCACGCCAACAUCUAUUCGCCAACGCCGAUAAACUAUCGUGGGCCGCCGAUCAUCCGGAUCGGUUGCGGGGCCGAGUUCUCGGUCAUUCUGGAUAUAAAGGGCAGCUUGCACACGUUCGGGCUGCCCGAGUAUGGCCAGCUGGGCCACAACACGGACGCAAAGUACUUUGUUAACGCCAACAAGCUGUCAUUCCAUUUCGAGACGUCGCCCAAGAAAGUGGUGCUGUACAUAGAAAAGAGCAAGGAGGGUCAUGUGACACCAGUUGAUGGUGUGCAAAUCGUGGACUUUGCUUGUGGCAACAACCAUACGGUGGCCAUCGACUCCAAAAAGCGCGUUUACAGCUGGGGCUUUGGCGGUUUUGGGCGCCUCGGACACGCCGAGCCCAAGGACGAGAUGGUACCGCGAUUAAUGAAGUUUUACGAUACCCAGGGUCGUGGAGGGCGCAGCGUCUAUUGUGGAUCCACUUUUAGUCUGAUCGUCAACGAGCUUGGCCUACUCUUUCUGUUCGGACAGAACAAGAAGACUGGAGAGGCUAAUAUGUAUCCGAAACCAGUACAGGAUCUGUCGGGUUGGAACAUCACCGAUAUUGGCUGUGCCAACACAUCAAUAAUGAUUUCAGCCGACGACACACUGAUCGCCUGGGGAGCAUCGCCCACGUUUGGAGAGCUGGGCAUCGGGGAGUUCCAGAAGUCGUCGACGGUACCCAAGGAGGUGCCAAAGUUGGACAACAUCAAAAUACCUCAGGUGACCAUGGGUUACUCCCACACUGUGUUGCUGGUGGACACCAGCCAUGAAGCCACCAAGCAAAAGUACGAGAAAAUGCCCGAGUACACCAUCGAUAAUUAGGUGGUGUGCCGAAUUUUCCACAAGCAAUCAAAUGCUGCCAACAACAAUACUGAUUCACGUAGGAAACCCUGAGAACUGAUCAUCGAAACUCUGCUGCUACUUAUAGAAAGUGAAACUAAACAAAUCCAGAAAAUUUUAUGCUAUAAGUUAAAAGUUCAUUAUCACGCAAAACUCGCUAUCUACAUACUAUACGAUAAUCUCAGAAUACGGAUAAAAUGUAUUUUGUUUUCAAGCUCUAAUUUAUUUUCGUAACUGAUACAAUUCUAUUCUUAACUUAUACCUUUUUCUAUAAUUUAUUGCCGCCCACCUUUAGGCUUACAGCCAAUCCCGCAAAACAUAUGUUGUCCCAUUUGUAAUUUUAAAUUUACACGUAACAAGUUACAGUAUUCUGCAUUCAUUUCGAACAGAGUGCACAAAAGCAAGCCACAAACUAUAAAACACAUAAAUUUACAAACUAAGCGCAUAGGUUACAUAUAAAAAGUAUACCAUGGAAAGAAUCCAAUACCAGUUGCAACUAUUACUAGUACAUCAUGCAUUUUAAUCAUAUACAAAGGAAUAUUUAAAUAAAAAGAGUGUUAGUAUUUA
This is a messenger RNA of Drosophila rhopaloa, 2229 nucleotides long. Its product is annotated as protein RCC2 homolog. Lineage: Eukaryota; Metazoa; Arthropoda; Insecta; Diptera; Drosophilidae. Bases 181 to 1644 code for a protein of 487 amino acids. The transcript has 4 exons. The record is from RefSeq and is a predicted model, not a curated record.